Messenger RNA from Malania oleifera, 1800 nucleotides. RefSeq lists its product as uncharacterized. Bases 259 to 1452 code for a protein of 397 amino acids. NCBI's taxonomy places the organism in Eukaryota, Viridiplantae, Streptophyta, Magnoliopsida, Santalales, Ximeniaceae. The record is from RefSeq and is a predicted model, not a curated record. The transcript has 12 exons.
CCCCAAAUUUUUUUUUUUCUUUUUCCUCUUCCAAGUUCCAACGGUUAUCAGCCAAAGUCCUGUCUCCCUCUAUCUCUCUCUCUCUCUCCUAGAGAAGUUUCCGUGUAGUAUCUGAUCUUCACGCACAGUUGCCAGCUCGCCUGUCUGAAUUUUGAAACGUUGUCGUCCUUUUGCUUCGAGCAUAUUUAUAUAAACCCUAGUUGAUCUCUUAAACUCCGAGAUUGAUCGAGAUAUCGGUGAUUUCAUAGAAAAGAAGACAUGCUUGGAGAUGAAGGGGACACCCCUGCCCGGUAUGAAUUGUUGAGCAUGGUAAAGAAGAAUUCAAAAUUAUUAGGGAAAACAACUGUCGAUGAGCAAGAUCCUUCAGAUGUCGAAAUGGAUGUACACUUUUGGCGUGAUAUCCUGGAUUUUUAUUUUAUUUGCGGCAGGGAGUCAAGGGGACGUCAGGAUGAUGAUCUCAUUUUUUUCGUUAGGAAAAUGAGCUUGCAUGGAUAUGGCUUCAACGAUAAUAUGGAAGGCAUCCCUCCAUACUUCGUACGCAGGUGGGCACCUAAGUUGAAUGAGGUGGUUAGUGAAAAUUCACCGGAUGUGGAUUGGCGGCGCUCAUUUUACUUGAAUUUGAUAGCUCAUACCUCAUUCACUGUAACGGUGGCAAUUUGCAGUCAUCAGGUCCUUCGGAAUCAUCAAACUGGGCAGGACACCCCGCUGUCUCCUAUAUAUAAGGUUGUAAAGACUGUUUAUGCAUCACCAAGUCGUGUUAAUUUCCAUUUGGACUCGAAGAAGGAAGUUGAAACAACACCUGCCUAUCCAGAUAUAUGUUUUGCAGUUGAUGACUUCGAUUCCACUUUUGAUGCAGUGGUUUUAACAGAAACUGACCAUUGCUAUUGUGUACUUCUGAAUGCACAUGGUGGGGCAGCAUUUCCCGGUGAAAAGGCCCUAGAUGACUCCAGUCCGAGCAAUUUUUCCUCCUUAAGAAUCGACACUGGCUCAGGAAAGAUAGGAAAGACACAGAAUAAGCUUACUCUUUUCUCAGGAUUUGUCAGUUAUCAAAUGGUUCGAGAUGCAUAUGAUGCUGGAAGACAUCGAUUUGGGAGCCUUUUGUCCCUUGGUCAUUCUCCUGAAAAAACAGAAAGACUAUAUAUGAAAGGUCCUGGAGGGCAUGGGGAAGUUGAAGUUGCUGUUUCUGGUGUUGCAGAUCAAAGCCAGCAGGAAUCAGGCCCUCAUUCUCCAGUUCAAGUUAGUAAGAAAGGAUUUGGGAUUGGUACAAUUGUCCGCAAAGCAGCAUCUGUUGCAUCAGUGGCAGCAAAGCAUGCCUAUGCAGCUGCAGCCGCCAACAGGAGUUCUGAUGAAGAGAUGUUGCCCCUCAAGUGCUGCUUAAUGUCCAUAUCAUUGCCCUGGGAGAACAUAGCUUAUGAUCUUUUGUUCAAGGGAAGUCCACCAGUGGACAUGUGAACUCAUUUUGUCUAUCAAGAGAAAUGCAUGUGGGCUUGGGAGUUUCCUCCUACCAAGGAAAGCUUAGAAUGAGGGGAUGCAUUGCAGUUGUUCAGAUGAGGAGAUAAAGAGGAAUACUAUGUAAUUUAAGUUGUAUUAUGCUAAACUCUCUCUCUCUCUCUCUCUCUCUCUCUCUCUCUCUCUCUGUAAUUCUUGGUUCGAAAGUCCUGAGGGCUACAAGUGGACUGGAAAUAGUGUAAAUAAUAAAUCAAGGUCAUCAAACGUAUUCUGCAUUCACUAUAGUUUUAGCAGUUGGCGCAGCACCUGGUUGUUGAAUUCAAGGGACUCGGUCAAUUUCUCUCUACUAAA